CGGUGUGGGCCCGGUGUUGUGGCUGUGAGUGUCAGGGCUCGGAGGGGGUGCAGCAGGGCGCAUGCUCUAGGGAGCUCGCAGCAGCCAGCCAAGGCAAACAGCCAGCGCUGGGGGCUCCGUUUAAUAAGGGAGCGAGCGAGUCUAGAGACACAGACCGGGAAGGAAAAGAAGCAGGCAGCGGUGGGGGGAGGGAAAAAAAAAAGGAAAGCGAGAGCGAAACGAGUGUCCGCCAUGGGCUCGCUUCCCCCGUGCGCAUUCGCAGUCUCUUCAUGAAUUAGAGCUCGAAGGGUGGGGGCGGGGGAGAGCAGGAGACACCCCAGGGCCCCCAGGCAUGGCCAGCUCGUGUGCUGUUCAGGUGAAACUGGAGCUUGGGCAUCGAGCCCAGGUGAGGAAGAAACCCACUGUGGAGGGUUUUACCCACGAUUGGAUGGUGUUUGUAAGAGGACCGGAGCAUAGUAACAUUCAGCACUUUGUGGAGAAAGUCGUCUUUCACUUGCAUGACAGCUUCCCUAGGCCAAAAAGAGUGUGCAAAGAUCCACCAUACAAAGUUGAAGAAUCUGGGUAUGCUGGUUUCAUUUUGCCAAUAGAGGUUUACUUCAAGAACAAGGAAGAACCGAAGAAAGUCCGCUUUGACUAUGACCUGUUCCUACAUUUGGAAGGCCACCCACCAGUAAACCAUCUCCGCUGUGAAAAACUUACUUUCAACAACCCCACGGAAGAGUUCAGAAGAAAGCUGCUGAGAGCAGGAGGAAUCAUGGUAAUGUCAGAUGGUACAUCAGCUGCUUCAGGGCAGAGUCUUCAUCUCCCCAACCUUCCUAGUAACUCCCUGUCUUUUUCUGAAGUUAAGAAGAAAUCAUCUCAUGGGCCAAAGGACCCAACUAAGAGUAUAAGCACUAGCAGCAGCAGCAGUAGUAACAGUUUUUCAAAGCCCCACAAAUUAACAAAAGAGCACAAGGAGAAACCUUCUAAAGACUCAAAAGAACAUAAAAGUGCCUUCAAAGAACCUUCCAGGGAACAUAACAAAUCUUCCAAAGAAUCCUCUAAGAAACCCAAAGAAAACAAACCACUAAAGGAUGAAAAAAUAGUUCCUAAGAUGGCCUUCAAGGAACCCAAACCUAUGUCAAAGGAGCCAAAAUCUGAAAAUAACAUCCUUACCAUAACUGGUGGACAGCAGCAAGAAAAGAAGGUCCCUACAAAAAGGCCUCCUGGCAUGGAUUCUGAGGAUCUUGCGGCCAAAAAGAGGAAAAAAAGUGGCUCAGAAACUUUAUUUAAAAGUUUUUCUAGUGCUCCGCCACUGAUACUCACUUGUUCUGCUGCUGACAAAAAACAAGUAAAGGAUAAAUCUCAGUUUAAGAUUGGGAAAGUCAAAAUGGAAAGUGAGACACUGGAAAAGAAGAAGACCACUUUGCCGCCAUUUGAUGACAUUGUGGACCCUAAUGAUUCCGAUAUGGAGGAGAACAUGUCCUCAAAAUCUGAAUCUGAACAGCCUAGUCCUGCCAGUUCAAGCUCCAGCUCCAGCUCAAGUUUUACACCUUCUCAGAACAGUCGACAACAAGAUCACUGCUUAGGAGGGAGCGUUUCAAAAUCUAUAAAGCAGUUACAGCUGUACAACUAUAAAGCGCAGUGUCAGAAGCCAUUGCAUCAGCACUGUCCCAUCAGUUUUGCAGGCAGAUAUGCAGGUCCUCUGAGGUCUAUAAUGAAAGAUCUGCAUUCUGAUGAUAAUGAAGAUGAAUCUGAUGAAGCAGAUGAGAAUGACAACGACUCUGAGAUAGAGAGACCUGUAAAUACUCAUGGAGGAAGCAGGGGACGCAGGGUUAGUUUAAGUGACGGCAGUGACAGUGACAGCAGUUCAGCAUCUUCACCGCUGCGUCAUGAGCCACCACCGUUACUAAAAACCAAUAGCAACCAGAUCCUAGAAGUAAAGAGUCCUGUAAAACAGAGUAAAUCUGAUAAACAGAUAAAGAAUGGCGAUUGUGAUAAGGCAUAUCUUGAUGAAUUAGUUGAGCUCCACAGAAGGUUAAUGACGCUAAGGGAAAGACAUGUACUACAACAGAUUGUAAACCUCAUAGAAGAAACGGGACAUUUUCAUAUCACAAACACAACCUUUGACUUUGACCUUUGUUCACUGGACAAAACUACAGUUAGAAAAUUACAGAGUUACCUGGAAACAUCUGGGGCAUCCUGAGAACACAACUUGUGGCUGCAUCAAAAUACUGUGAUCUUUUUCUUUUUAAAAAAAGAAAUAAAACAUUCAGAGUGAUGCAACCAAAAUGGCAAAAAAAAAAAUCAGCCAACUCUCUUCAGCUUUAUUUUUUGUUAAAGCCAGUCAUCAUCUCUUAAUAAAGGAGAAGAAAAGUGACAAGCCUCAGAGGAUUGAUCUUCUCACCAAGGAAAUGCUCUGGAAGAGUUAGCCUGGAUAGCCUUGAAAAAAAACACUUAAUGAAUGUGUAUGGUAUCAUGUAUCUCUCUCUGUGGUUUUCCAAGCCACAAGACGAAUGCAUGUUCAACACACUGCCUUAUUACAUAACUGAUCUAUUUAUUAUUACAUACGUAUAUUCUAAAAUCCUUGAGGGAAUGACACUACCAGAUGUUACAAGUCCUCGUGUACCGCUUACGAUCCUGUGAUGCAAUGAGCCACCACCGUCACAAGCCUUCUGACCUCUCUCCUUUCAAUGCCACUUUUUUUCUGACUUUUUUACUAUUCACUAAACAAACAAUCAAAAAAACCCCCCAACUGUCUUGUUUCCUACUUCCACAGUCUCCAGAAACAAGAUACAAACAGAGGGAGCAGGCCAAAAGUGGCCCAAUUUUCUUUCUCACUUCUUUUUUUAUAAUUACACUUUUAUGUGCUGCAGCAGAAUGGGUUUCCGGGCUGUAAUCAUGUAUUGAUCAUGGACCAUGGUAGAAAAUGCACCAAAUAGGAUCAUGACUUGCUUUUCUAGCCUUAGUCAAUAAACCAUUAGGAGUUUUUAUUAAAGAGGAAGUGUUACUGUCUGCUAUCCUGAACCCAGCAUUGUGUUUUCCAUCAACAUCUUCGUGUCUGUUUUUUUUUUUUUAAUGUUACAUUAGGUAUCUACAGAAGUGAAGGCAUUCAAGAGGACUGCCAUUAAAACAGGAACACCAGUCCAGGGAUUGUUGUAGAAAACCCUUAAUUUGGAGGCAUUUAUUGCUAAAGCAUUCCGGCACUCAGCUGCCCAGAAUAUGCAGUCCAAUCUUUUGUUACAAAGGGGAGGGGGCAUAUUUUUUCUUUGAUCCUACAGCAUACGGUUUGUUUAGAUUUUGAUUCCAGCUCUUUUCUAUCUGCUAAAUGAAAACUUUCCCCAUUUAAACUGUUGUCAAACAACAGCACAUUGGAAAAUGGCUUCCAGUUUUCAGCACUUGUUUUGUAUCCUACUGUUUCUACAGUAGGGCUGUCACCCAAUAAAUGACAUUAGUCGAUUAAUUUGUUACUUUUAAUCGAUUAAUCAAAUCUACAUAACUGCAUGUGAAUAAACAAUAGUUCUAAAGUCAAAAAAGCCUGCUUUCUUUGUUUUUAGCUGGUGUACACAUCUGUCACCACAAACAGCUCCUUAGAAGAAAUAUUCUCUCUCAUGUGAGAGAAGACAAUGUCUGUUCUAGGGUGACAUCUGCCCUCUGUGAUUUUUUUUAGAUAACUAAAUAUAUUAAACAUGAAUCAAAUGCCACCCCCUUUAUUGACAGCACCUUUUAAUAACUAAAAAGAGUUAAAUUGAUUAAUUUAACCAGUCAACUAAAUUUGACAACCAAAUUUCCAAAGUAUUUCUUUUUCAAUUCAAAUAAGACACAAAUUUUAUUGAAACAAGUUAAAAACCCUUUACAAAGAUAAACGUUUUUUUUCCUAGAUGCUGUUAAUACUUCUGGCCAAAUGAAAGAUGCUUAAGAAAUACUUGGGGCCAGCCUUCAGGCAAAUCUGUGUUGGGGAGACCAGUAUAUUUCCAGUUUGCUUCCUUUCCAUAUAUCCUCUGUGGCUACAGAGUCAAUCUGCAGUAGCAUUUGAGAGUUUAUUUUUAUUCCAUGCACAUGUUUUUGUGCAGUCACAUAAUACCAGGUUCCAACUGGGGGGUGUUUAUUCAUAAUCAAAUGGGAAUUCUUAACACUGUUUCUUUAAGUCCAAAGAAAUGAUUUCCUUUUGUUUGUGUGUGUGUGUGUGUUUGUUUUUAAAUUAAAAUGUUGUUUGACCAUAAUCUAUGGAAAGUCUUUCUCAGGCUUCCAAAAGAACAAGUGUACUUUUCUUCAGUAAUGUUAUGACUCUUAUUGAUGAUUGGCAUGAAACAUACUUGAAGCGUUAUGUUCUUUUUAAGUCCACAUGUUAAUUAAUGUGCAAUUGUUGGGUGGGAGGGGAGGGAGUGGGAGGUUUUUGAAAUCUCUUGACAUCAAGCAUAUGAUGUGAUGUUGAAGCGUGGAGGGGGGAUGUUUGGGUUUUUUACAUUUUUGUCAACAUUUUUAUAUGAAAUGUUUGAAAAUCUAAAGACUAACUUUCACUUUUUUUGAUAGCACACAGUUGACAUGUUCCAUUUCAGUUCAAUGCAAAAUGUGUACUUUUGGGGGUCCAUUUUUGACUUUUCUAACUAAAUUUUGUGGCAAAAACUCUAAAGAGGGUGUUGGAAGGAGCACAGCCCUGCAUAACUUUUGAAUAGAUACUGGAAAAUCAGUUUUGUUUUUUAAUUUUGUGUUUUUAAUAACUGGCAAAAUAAGUCCUUGGAGCUGCAAAAAAUAGUAGCUGAUGUACAGAAUUUGUGGGGGUGGAGGGGUUAACUAUGUAAAGGGAAAAUUACUGCAGUUACAGUAGAUUCUUAACUCUGACUUGCAUGUAGCUCAUCAGUCAUCCUUAUAAAAAUGUUAGUUCUCUAGUUGGAUGAGACUGAGGAUGGAAUAAACACAUUUCAGCUGCAUUUGUGUGUGUUGAAAGUGAAGGGUGUUUUCCACAAAAUUCUGGUAGAAUAAGAGCUGGUAAGUGGUGUCCUUUUUAAAAAAAAAAUAAAAAACCCCUUUAGUUAUUUUGUAUGCUGAAACAAAAUAAAUCAUUUUUCAAUUAA
This is a messenger RNA of Heteronotia binoei (common prickly gecko), 5054 nucleotides long. RefSeq names its product MLLT3 super elongation complex subunit (gene MLLT3). NCBI's taxonomy places the organism in Eukaryota, Metazoa, Chordata, Lepidosauria, Squamata, Gekkonidae. The transcript has 13 exons. Bases 332 to 2185 code for a protein of 617 amino acids. Gene Ontology annotation, cellular component: super elongation complex. Gene Ontology annotation, biological process: regulation of DNA-templated transcription. The record is from RefSeq and is a predicted model, not a curated record.